AUGUUUGGUAAUGUGUGUCUCAGUCCAUUUACAAAUGGAAUCACGAUGGUCUCAUGUUUUCUUUUUGGUGUAUGUUAUAUAGGGUUAUACAACUCCUUGAUUCAUGCGGAUGUUGGGUUCAUGGUAGGUAUCUUUGAGUUGAUUGAUGGGAUAGGUGGCGUGACUUUUGCGAUAGUUUUUGUGGUCUUAUCAUUCACUCCGAACUUUCCAUUUUAUUACCGGACUUUAGGGUUAGUCAACCAAGUCCUUAAUUUGGUGUUGUCCGCUUUAUAUGUCAUUUUGUCGUGUUGUCUUCGACUCAAUUCCGAUGAGAAAUAUAAUGAAAGUUAUGGUUUAUACUUAUUGCCCGUAGCUAUCAUUAAUUGUAUCCUUCCUGCUACAAAUUUUGUGGUCUUCUUCAACUUAAGUUAUUCUCUCUCUGCUUUACAUACAACGUGUUAUAUAACUGGAAUGGCUUUUAGUGGGGUGAUAUCCUCAUUCUUGUCGUUACUCAUUUCACAAUUGGUAACUAAAGACAGUAGCACUGGUUCUAUAGAAAACGACUUAUCAUUUCUUACUCCUCUUAUUAUAUUAGUGAUAAGCGCAGUCACUUUAGUCUUAACAAUCAUCAACUUUUACGGAUUUCAUGACGUCGCCAAUUUCUUGGUGUCACAAAAGAUCGUACACACAACAGACUACCUCAUUUUGAAUGACAACGAGAAGCCCACCAAUUAUCCUGUUCUCAGAAUGUUUUGGGGAAUUCUGACAGAGAUGAAGUUCUCUCUCUUGUCACUCACAUUCAUCUUUUUCACGACUCUCUCGUUAUACCCCCACUUCUUAAAUGCAGUCGAACACCUCUAUUUGAAACUUCAAAGUAGCGAAAAUGAGGAAUAUUUCAUGUUAAUUAGUAUCUGCUCUUUACUCUUUGCUAUUGGAGACACCCUCGGCAGGUUGCUUGAGAUCUUUCAAAAGAUUCCAACACAGAAAUUCGUCUUUUUCUGUUCUAUUGGGUAUUUGUUAAUCAGUUACUUUGUGACUCUCCCAAUGUAUUUCAUCGUAAAUACAUUAAAUACAGACGUUGCGGUGUAUGUCGAGUACGCAACAUUUGUUGUCGCAUUUGUGUUAGGUGCCAUUCAAGGAUUUUUAAUGGCGUGUUCCAUUGAACACUCUUCGAGUAAUGUCGAACCGCGGCUCUCCGUCGCAUUAGUUUGCCUUGCGAUAUACAUUGGAGUCUUUUCAGGGGUUAUCGUGCAAAUAUCUCUGGGCUAUAUAGACACCAAUCUCAUCGCAUGA
This is a messenger RNA of Entamoeba invadens IP1, 1272 nucleotides long. RefSeq lists its product as hypothetical. The coding region runs from base 1 to 1272 and encodes 423 amino acids. The transcript has a single exon. Gene Ontology annotation, biological process: nucleoside transmembrane transport. Gene Ontology annotation, cellular component: plasma membrane. NCBI's taxonomy places the organism in Eukaryota, Evosea, Mastigamoebida, Endamoebidae. Gene Ontology annotation, molecular function: nucleoside transmembrane transporter activity. The record is from RefSeq and is a predicted model, not a curated record.